GCUUGUUUGCGCGCACGGGUUCUCCCAUAUGAACUGCAUGAAUACUUUCGUUUCUAUAGGUGCUUCCGUAGAAAACCAUAUCCACAGUGAUCUGGGUGGGGUUUCGCUUGAGGAGCCGCUGGACAGUCACUAGACAGAGGCGACGCAUUUAUUUAUUCGCACGUCUUGGCCGCGCCUUUGUCUGGUUGAUGGUAACGUACUCGAACACUUACAACAUGCUGCAGCGUUUUUAUGGACUUGUUUAUCUUUCAGCAGUUUUACUGUUUGUGACUCUCACAGGUACACAAGCUGAAUGUCCUGUUCAGCUCAACCCACAGAGAGCUGUUGUGAGAUACGGCGAUUCUGUAGCAGUUAACUGUAGUGCUUCAGUCCCACAUAAAGGGAUGGGAUGGGAAGCCAGUGAGGGAGCAGUGACCAUGACCAGAGACAGUCUGAUCACAUGGAGAGUGUCAAAUCUGAUAGAAUGGGACAUACAGCCAUACUGCUACAUAAACCAUGAGGAACAGUGUCAAGUAGAGCUCCCAGUCACUAUUUACAAGACUCCAGACAGUGUGUCGAUCAUCAUUGUGAAUCACAGAGGACCAAUGAUAGAGGGAAAGCAGUAUGAGCUCCAGUGUGAUGUUCACGAUGUGGCUCCAGUUCAGAAUCUCACUGUCAAAUGGUACAAAGGACAGACUCUGCUGAAUCAAACCACCUUCACUGAAGAUAGCAAGACUCCAGUGAAUGAAACCACCACACUCCUGAUCCGUCCAGACAGAGCUGAUGAUGGAGCUCAAUACAGGUGUGAAGCAGAGCUGGAACUGGGAGCAGAAGGACCUCAACCUCCUCCAAAAGAAACAUCAGACCUUCUCAAUAUCACUGUAUAUUUUAAACCGAUCAUCAAUGAGACCAAACUGCCCUCCAUAGUGCCUGUGUUUCGAGGGUAUCCAGAGGUGCUUGUUUGUGAAGCCGAGGGAAACCCAAAACCAACAAUCGGCUGGAGCCUCGGCGCAAAUGUUAUAGUAUACAAUGAAACUCUUACUAUAUCAGAGUCAACACCUGAGUAUGUAUACUGCGUUGCAAACAAUUCUGUUGGCAGGACCAUCAGACAAGUAAACGUGUCCAUACAAGAUUCUGUGAUGAAGCUUCAUUGGUUUUCAAUCACAUGCUGUUCUGUAGAGAGUCAAUGUCCUAUUCAACUCAUCCCACGGAGAGCUGUUGUGAGGUACGGUGACGAUGUUUCAGCUGACUACAAAACUUCAGUCCCACAUAAAGGGAUGGGAUGGGAAGCCAGUGAGGGAGCAGUGACCAUGACCAGAGACAGUCUGAUCACAUGGAGAGUGUCAAAUCUGAUAGAAUGGGACAUACAGCCAUACUGCUACAUAAACCAUGAGGAACAGUGUCAAGUAGAGCUCCCAGUCACUAUUUACAAGACUCCAGACAGUGUGUCCAUCAGCAUUGUGAAUCACAGAGGACCAAUGAUAGAGGGAAAGCAGUAUGAGCUCCAGUGUGAUGUUCACGAUGUGGCUCCAGUUCAGGAUCUCACUGUCAAAUGGUACAAAGGACAGACUCUGCUGAAUCAAACCACCUUCACUGAGGAUAACAAGACUCCAGUGAAUGAAACCACCACACUCCUGAUCCGUCCAGACAGAGCUGAUGAUGGAGCUCAAUACAGGUGUGAAGCAGAGCUGGAACUGGGAGCAGAAGGACCUCAACCUUCUCCAAAAGAAACAUCAGGACGUCUUAAUGUUGAGUUGUACUAUAAACCAAAACACUCCAAUUCAAGAGAGACCAUCAUUAAAAACGACGAGGUCAUGCUAAACUGUACAGUGAAGGCAAACCCGGCUCCUAAGUACACAUGGCACUCAGAGCAUCUGAAAGAGGAGUUCAGCUCCUCAGUGCUCCAGUCCUCCACAGUCCUCCUCAGUCCAGGAAACUACACGUGCACCGCCACAAACUCUCUGGGAAGUGACAGCAAAGUGUUCAUCAUCAAAUCUGAGCAAACAGACAGAACCACAUUCUGGGCUAUUGUUUUAUCCGGCGUGGCGGUGGCACUGGUGUUAAUCGCCACUUAUGUGAUAUUCAAGAUCAGGUGUUCCAACAAUUCUGUCAUUUGAUGGACAAGAGAUGACGCCAAAGGGGUACCUUCUCCUCAGGGAGAUCAUGAAAAACUUGAUUAUUAUGGGUUAUUCUUUAAAGGAAUAGGCUAGUUCACCCAAAAAUAAAAAUUUGCUGAAAAUAUGAGUCCA
This is a messenger RNA of Sinocyclocheilus rhinocerous, 2228 nucleotides long. RefSeq names its product neural cell adhesion molecule 1-like. Gene Ontology annotation, molecular function: integrin binding. The record is from RefSeq and is a predicted model, not a curated record. Bases 189 to 2096 code for a protein of 635 amino acids. The transcript has 9 exons. Gene Ontology annotation, cellular component: membrane. Gene Ontology annotation, biological process: cell-cell adhesion. NCBI's taxonomy places the organism in Eukaryota, Metazoa, Chordata, Actinopteri, Cypriniformes, Cyprinidae.